UUAAAAGAUUUAAAACAUGAAUGUACCCGGAUACAACUUCAACGUCGUCCAGGAUGUCGCCCUCACCGUCUGCAAAUUCAUCUCUCGCCACAAUAAAUGAGCUCAUCGCCGGGAGCGUAGGAGGAGCUGCUCAAGUCCUGGUCGGUCAACCUCUCGACACGAUAAAAACUCGCGCACAAAUUGCUCCGAAGGGCAUGUUUGUAAGUUCAGAGCGUACGAAUACGCAGAAUCGAGACCAAUUUGAUUUAUCGCGCCUUCAUAGAAAGGUCCUAUGGACAUUUUAACACAGACGAUAAGAAAAGAGGGAUUCUUUGCGUUGUACAAAGGUAUGGCUAGCCCGUUGAUCGGGAUAGCAGGUGUAAACUCCCUACUUUUCGCCUCGUACGGUGUUUCAAAACGCAUUAUAUCGCCUUUUCCACAACUUACCCUUCCGGAGACCGCACUCGCAGGCUCUAUGGCAGGAGCGGCCAAUGCCAUACUGGCCAGUCCAGUUGAGAUGUUCAAAGUCCGGAUGCAAGGACAGUAUGGAGAUGCCUCAGACAAACGGCUGAGAACAGUAGCUCGGGAGAUGUGGUCACAAUGGGGUUUCCGGAAAGGUGUCAUGCGAGGUUACUGGGUAACCGUGCUUAGGGAAAUACCAGCUUAUGCAGGAUUUUACACUGGUAUCGAUUGUUCUUGUUUCAAAGGGGCAAAAUGUGAAGAUUCUUUUCAGCUUACGAAAUCUCCAAACGCAAGUUCGCAGCGGUGUACGGGAAAGAUAUCCCAGUAUGGGCUCUUCUUGCGAGUGGAUCUACCGGCGGAAUUGCUUACUGGUUAUCAUGUUAUCCUCUGGAUGUGAUCAAAUCUCGUGUACAACUUCGCGCGACGCCCCCCACUGGAACGCCUGUUCAAUAUAUAGCACAUGAGGUGAAGCUCAUAUUGGCUGAAUCUGGAGUGAGAGGCUUGUUCAGUGGACUGUCGCCUUCAU
Messenger RNA from Marasmius oreades (fairy-ring Marasmius), 967 nucleotides. RefSeq lists its product as uncharacterized. The coding region runs from base 272 to 838 and encodes 188 amino acids. The transcript is spliced from 9 exons. NCBI's taxonomy places the organism in Eukaryota, Fungi, Basidiomycota, Agaricomycetes, Agaricales, Marasmiaceae. The record is from RefSeq and is a predicted model, not a curated record. Gene Ontology annotation, biological process: mitochondrial L-ornithine transmembrane transport. Gene Ontology annotation, molecular function: L-ornithine transmembrane transporter activity.